Nematolebias whitei (Rio pearlfish) is the source of this 639-nucleotide messenger RNA. Its product is annotated as transcription factor HES-7-like. Gene Ontology annotation, molecular function: protein dimerization activity; DNA-binding transcription factor activity, RNA polymerase II-specific; RNA polymerase II cis-regulatory region sequence-specific DNA binding. Gene Ontology annotation, biological process: regulation of neurogenesis; regulation of transcription by RNA polymerase II; anterior/posterior pattern specification. The transcript is spliced from 3 exons. The record is from RefSeq and is a predicted model, not a curated record. Lineage: Eukaryota; Metazoa; Chordata; Actinopteri; Cyprinodontiformes; Rivulidae. Gene Ontology annotation, cellular component: nucleus. Bases 1 to 639 code for a protein of 212 amino acids.
AUGAAGCUGCUUCAGGACACUGAGGGUGCGACAAACAAGAAGUUGGUGAAGUCUCAGGUGGAGAAACGUCGCAGGGAGAGGAUGAACCGGAGUCUGGAGCGCCUGAGGACCAUGCUGCUGCAGGAGCCACAGCAAGAAGGGACGCAGCACCGGGUGGAGAAAGCUGAGGUCCUGGAGCACACGGUCCUCUUCUUACAGGAAAAAGCCAAAGAACGCAAGACUAAAGGUCCAAGAUCCUCCUUCCAAGAUGGUUUCUCCUCCUGCCUGCAGAGCGCGUCUCACUUCCUGGGGCCCAAAGGGAAAGGACUCUGGAUUGGACCGGCGCUGGACGCAACCUUCUCCGGUCGCUUCACACGCUCUCACAACGAUUCUGCAGCCGCUCCGAGCAGCAGCUCCCUGACCCACACCAAGUCCAUCCUUCAGAUGCUGAGACGGAGGUCCCAGGUCGGCCAGCAGGCGUGCGGCGAGAGCGGCGGCGCUCGCUCUUACCGGCUCCCCGCCCAGCAAAGCUUUGCUGAAGUUCCCCAGCAGCCUCAGACACACAGCGGGCUGGAAAGGAGGGCAGAGAGACCGGAGACCAAAGAGAGCUCGUCUCAGAGUCCCCCCCUGACCCAAACUCUGUGGAGACCGUGGCCCUGA